Phymastichus coffea is the source of this 3217-nucleotide messenger RNA. RefSeq names its product trifunctional purine biosynthetic protein adenosine-3 (gene Gart). The transcript has 13 exons. Lineage: Eukaryota; Metazoa; Arthropoda; Insecta; Hymenoptera; Eulophidae. The record is from RefSeq and is a predicted model, not a curated record. Gene Ontology annotation, cellular component: cytosol. Gene Ontology annotation, biological process: 'de novo' IMP biosynthetic process; adenine biosynthetic process. Gene Ontology annotation, molecular function: phosphoribosylformylglycinamidine cyclo-ligase activity; phosphoribosylamine-glycine ligase activity; ATP binding. Bases 185 to 3217 code for a protein of 1010 amino acids.
UAGUGGCAAACUUGUAAAAGAGCCAACACCUGUUGUAUUAAUAUAUUUGGCAUUGUAUUUACAUAUUUUAUCCCCGUGAAAUUAGCGUUUGCUUCUUCUUGACAGUUUUCAUUAAAACUUAAGUUGCAGUUGUGCGAAAAAGUGUAAACCUUACUAUAAGUGGUAGCGAUUUCAAGCUUUUGCAAUGGGAGGCCACGUAGUGUUAGUCGUUGGCAGUGGAGGGAGAGAACAUGCGAUAUGCUGGAAACUUGCACAAUCUGCCCACGUCGAGCGCAUUUACAUUGCACCUGGCAAUAGUGGCAUAAGCCAAGAAAACAAAGUUUCCCUCAUUCAACUGGAUGUCAAAGACAAUAAGCAAGUCGGCGAAUGGUGCAAGAAAAACAAUGUUAGCAUGGUUGUAGUUGGUCCUGAGGAUUAUUUAGCUCGCGGUUUGGCUGACGAAUUGAAAAGGGUUGGGAUUCCUUGCUUCGGGCCGAGAAAAGACGCAGCAAGAAUCGAAAGUGAUAAGGACUGGGCCAAAGCUUUCAUGGAUCGUCACCAGAUUCCCACGGCAAGGUGGAAGGGAUUCACAAAUAACGAAGAGGCGAAAAAAUUUGUUCGGGAAGCGCCGUUCAAAGCUUUAGUCAUUAAAGCUGCGGGCUUAGCAGCUGGAAAAGGAGUCGUGGUCGCUAAAAAUAAUGAAGAAGCUUGUCAAGCUAUUGACGAAAUGCUCAACGAUAAGAAGUUCGGUUCAGCUGGUGAUACGAUUGUGGUCGAAGAAUUGUUAGAGGGAGAAGAAGUUUCCAUGCUAGCAUUUACCGAUGGUAAAACAGUAGUCAGUAUGGCCCCAGCUCAAGAUCACAAGAGGAUUUUCGACGGGGACAAAGGACUUAAUACAGGUGGUAUGGGUGCUUACUGCCCUUGUCCACUGUUGACUGCACAGGAAUGUAAAGCAAUGAAAGACGAAGUGCUUCAGAAAGCGGUAGACGGGCUGCGCAAAGAAAAUAUAACAUUUGUGGGUGUUCUGUAUGCUGGUUUGAUGCUCACGUCAGAUGGUCCAAAAGUCUUAGAGUUCAACUGUCGUUUCGGCGAUCCUGAAACUCAAGUCAUUUUGCCACUGUUAAACUCUGAUUUGUUUAUCAUCAUGAAAGCGUGCUGCGAUCGAACCCUAAGCCCACAACAUGUCUUAUGGAGAGAAAAUAUCUUUGCCACAGGAGUGAUUUUAGCGUCACGUGGUUACCCCGAGUCAUCAUCGAAAGGACAGGUGAUUCAAGGUGUUGAAGAAAUAAUGUCUAGGCGCGAUCAUUUUGUAUUCCACAGUGGAACGAGCCUCUCAGCCAACGGAGAUCUAUUAACGAAUGGUGGGAGAGUAUUGAUUGCAGUUGCAUUAGCCUCUUCGUUGGCAUUAGCUGCAGCAAAAGCUACAGCAGCGGCUCGUCAUAUCAAAUUCGACGGAAAACAAUUUAGAACAGAUAUUGCUCACAAAGGGAUCGCCAGGUCGAUUUCACACCAUGGUCAAAUGACCUAUAAAAGUAGCGGGGUAGACAUCCAAGCUGGAGAUUCAUUAGUUUCCACCAUCAAGCCUGCGGUUUCGUCUACCAAUCGAAGUGGUACGCUUGGCAGCAUCGGUGGAUUCGGUGGCUUGUUUGAUAUUAAAGCAGCUGGAUUCAAAGAUCCUUUACUGGUAUCAGGUACCGAUGGUGUAGGAACCAAGUUAAAAGUAGCAAUAGAAUACGGCAAACAUAACACAAUUGGUAUUGAUUUAGUAGCUAUGUGCGUAAAUGAUGUUCUGGCACAUGGAGCGGAGCCUUUAUUUUUCCUCGAUUACUUUGCAUGUGGCAAGUUAAACGUUGAAACAGCCGCAAAAGUAGUUAGUGGAAUAAUUGAAGGUUGUAAACGCGCCGGCUGUUCACUGGUUGGUGGAGAAACUGCGGAAAUGCCAGACAUGUAUAAAGAGGGAGAUUAUGAUUUAGCUGGUUUUGCGGUAGGAGCUGUAGAAAAAUCAGACUUCUUACCAAGGACUCAUGAAAUUAAGCCAAAAGAUGUUGUAAUUGGGUUAGGAUCCAGUGGUGUUCACAGUAAUGGAUUCAGUUUAGUCAGGAAAGUUUUGAAAUUAGCUGACAAACAUUAUACAGAUAUUGCUCCAUUUUCUAAAACAGGGAAAACUAUUGGAGAAGAACUGUUAGAGCCCACGAAGAUUUAUACAAAAUCUUUGAUUCCUGUGUUGAAGUCAAAGCUAAUCAAAGGAUUUGCACAUAUCACUGGUGGCGGUUUGACGGAAAAUAUUCCUCGUAUUCUUCCUGAUGGCACUGGCGUAACAUUAGACGCAACCAGUUGGGAUAUACAUCCAGUUUUUGGUUGGCUUGCUGCUACUGGUGGCAUUGGGAAGUAUGAAAUGUUAAGGACAUUUAAUUGUGGUAUUGGAGGAAUUCUUAUUUGUUCUCCGGAACAUAAAGACCAAGUAUUGGACCUACUAAAAUCUGAAAACGCGGUAGCUAUUGGAGAAGUUAAUUCUUUAGAAGGAAAUCUCAGCGAACGGGUCAACGUUAAGAACUUUGAGAAAGCUAUAGAAUUUGAAAUGAAGAGACAUGUGAAGUCAUUGGUAGAGAAGUUAUCAAAACCUUUGAAAAGAGUCGGUGUGCUCAUAUCUGGUAGUGGAACAAAUUUACAAGCACUUAUAGACGCUACUCAAGAUCCAACACAGCAUAUUGGAGCUGAAAUCGUUCUGGUUAUAUCAAAUAAAAGCGAUGUUGAAGGUCUUAAAAGGGCCGAAAGAGCAGGAAUAGCUACUAAGGUUAUCAAACACGUUGAUUUCUCUACUAGAGAGGCUUUUGACGCAGAAAUGGAUAAGGAACUUGUAAAAGCCGGUGUACAAAUAAUAUGCCUUGCUGGUUUUAUGAGGAUACUUUCGGCAACUUUUGUAAAUAAGUGGAACGGUGCUAUAAUAAACAUCCAUCCAUCUUUGUUACCGUCGUUCAAAGGAGGUAAUGCCCAUAAAGACGUUUUAGCUUUUGGUGCUCGGAUUUCAGGCUGCACUGUUCAUUUUGUCGCACCUGAAAUUGAUUCUGGAGCUAUCAUUGAACAAGCAUCAGUUCCCGUGUUACCCAACGACACUGUUGAAACAUUACAAGAGCGUGUCAAAUCUGUUGAACACACAACAUUCCCAAAAGCGCUAAAACACUUGGCAACAGAAAGAAUAAGAUUGAGGAAUGAUGGUUCUCUCGAAUGGUUAUAUUAA